AAGGCAAUCCAAUCCAGCGUGUGUCGUGGCUGUCGAAGCUAUUGUUUGGUCUUUACUACAUUUUGGCGUUUCGUACGUUGAUUGCUGGAUGCAAAUGUUGGAGCACUAUCGGCAUUGUGCGUGUUUUGAGAGCAUGAAUAACGGUGCGUGUGGUGGGUGUGCUUAAACGAACGGGAGAGAAGACAUUUGUCAUCCUUCAGUGCACUGCUGCCACGGAUCCACACCACUUGUGCCGCAACAGCUGCACAUCGGAGAACAGCGAAGAAGCACAAAUAAUAUUAUUAAUAAUAAUAAAAGUUAAUGAUUCAGGAAAAUCACGGCACCUCAAAAAAACGACAGCCCGUACCAUGGAGGCAUAUCUUCCCAUACUUCGGACGCACGUUUUGGGCGUUUGUGAACUCUGUCGAGUCCGACCUGAGAGUAGUUUGUGCCCCGUGCGUCUCUCCGGUGUCUUCGAGAGUCGUACCUCUCUCCGAGGGGUGGUGCUUUCGGGAGGCAGUGACCGCUUGCCGCGUCCUCAACUCGGAGUGACAGCAGACGCUGGCGAUCAGCAGUGCUCGCUUCGAUCCUUCUCUAUGAAAGUAUGAAGCCCAAGUCGCGCGCUUUUGGAAUCUUGAAGCAGACGACGCAGGCAAGCAGGUCGACCAUCUGGCCAUGGUCCCAAAGAAAAUAUAGUGAAUGGCACAUUUCUGCCUUGGAGAAGGGGUCUUGUCUACCAGACGAGUCAACAGUUUGGGUACCGUCCGAGACAUCGUGGUGGGACAAGCGUGUGGAGUUUGAAGACAUCGAGAGCCAGACCACAACCCUGGAAGGCGAGGCAGAAGGAUGGCAUCCCAAAACACCGCCACGACAGGAGAACAGGCACCAGUGUCGCCUGUGCCCUUACUACAGCCGCAGUGUGGAUCGCGUCAUCAAUCACGAAAGGGCACACACUGAACGAAAGCCCUUCAGCUGUCACAUCUGCCAGAAGACAUUUUCCUCUAAACAUCUAUUAGGCCCUCACAUAAGGAUUCACACGGGCGAAAAGCCAUUCCGGUGCGGGGUGUGCCCAAAGGCGUUUACGCAAAAGUCUAGCUUGGUGCGUCACACCAGGGUCCACACCGGGGAGAAACCCUACAGGUGCAACAUAUGUGGGGGCUCAUUUGCAGACGUAUCCUACUUUUUGCGUCACAAACGAACUCAUUACAGAAGGUGACCACGCCGGUGUGAGACCCGUGAAACCGUAUUUAAGCAAAGAGCUGAUGUGUAUCAAAAGAGGCGCCGAUCGUGAUGGACACCAGUCGCACGAUAACUCUGGAGAAGGUUUGUGUGCAAGAUAUGUUUAAGGUUUUACUGUUGGCUUCACUGCCUGUCAAAUAUAUUUUUGGCAGAGAAAUGCAGGGUGCAGCUUUUUUAGAGUUUCAUCUGUGAACAUGUUUCGUUAAUACGGAUCUCCUUAAUGCAAACAACUCACUAUAUAGACAAAAUGUUAAAGGAAGUCUCCGUAUUAACAAGGUAUGACUAUUGUGAUUGCCACUCCAGGAAUAGUAACAAUACCGCUUUCCUGGCCCAUUUUCGUAUUGUUGUUUCUUUGUUAGUGAUUUGCACCCAACGCCUUAACGGGUUGUAACUGUUCUUUUCUUCUUUGGGUAUAUGCCAAGUUAGAUUGAACUUCAUCAUGAACUGAGAUAACACAUGUUUACUGAAGAUAUCUCAAAUCUCUUCUAUGGAUUUCAACAUGUAGACCUUGCAUAAAUAUAUAAUCUUUC
Messenger RNA from Ixodes scapularis (black-legged tick), 1748 nucleotides. RefSeq names its product zinc finger protein 184. NCBI's taxonomy places the organism in Eukaryota, Metazoa, Arthropoda, Arachnida, Ixodida, Ixodidae. The record is from RefSeq and is a predicted model, not a curated record. The coding region runs from base 584 to 1195 and encodes 203 amino acids. The transcript is spliced from 3 exons.